UUUUCAUGAUUUUUCUCUUUUUCAGAUUGAGGUUUUGAAUUUAACUGAUAAUAAGUUAUAUACAAUAGAUCCUUUGAGUUCAUUGGUUCCUGCCUGUAAACAAUUGAAAUCCUUAAUUCUAAAAAAUAACAAGAUUAAGAAUGCAGAUGACUUAAAUUCCAUAAAAGGAAUGGAGAUAAUUGAAUUGGUGUUAGAUGGUAAUCCUUUGUGUGAUGAAUUUAAGAGUAAAAAUUCUUAUAUCAGUGCAGCUCGAGAACGUUUCCCUAGAUUGUUAAGUUUGGAUGGACAUCAACUACCUCCUCCAAUUGGCUUCGAUCUUGGUGUAGAAACGUGUCCGGAAUCAAAGAAAUGUUUCUUUGCAGAAAGUGGAAAUUCUACUCACAAAGACUUGGUGAUACAAUUUUUGGACCAGUAUUAUACCAUUUAUGACUCCGGUGAUAGAUCCAGGCUUCUUGAUGCUUAUCAUGAUCAGGCUAACUUUUCACUUAGUUUAGCAAGACAUUCACAUAAAAAUAGUGGUGGCUGCUUAUCUGCGUACUAUCAUGACAAUAGAAAUUUACUUAAAGUUACUGAAACAGAGCAAAGAUUCAAGUUACUUAAACAAGGUAAAUUGAGUAUUGUAUCCACUUUGUCUGAGAUGCCGCAAACCAUGCAUGACCCAACUUCAUUCAGUGUGGACAUUUUUCAUUUAUCACCUUCCUUAAUGAGUUUUGCUGUAACUGGAGUCUUCAAAGAAGUUGGAGCAGACAUCAACAAUGCUGUAUUAAAAACCUUCAACAGAACAUUCAUUGUUGUGCCACAUAGUAGUAGCAUUGCUAUAAUCAAUGAAACACUAUACAUUGCUCCUGCAAACCAAGACCAGCAAGAAAAGGCUUUCAAAGUUCCAGCUCCCACCCCAUCUCCCAGUCCUGCUCCAUCUACUGAGGAGAAAAAUCCUGUAGAAAAGCAGAUGAUGGUAUUGGAGCUUACUAAACAAACAGGGAUGAACUUAGAUUUCUCAACAAAAUGUUUAGAAGAACAUGAUUGGGAUUAUCAAAGAGCGGUGGCUGUGUUUAUGAAAUUCCAGAGUGAAGGAAAAAUUCCACCUGAAGCUUUUAUUAAAACAGAGCAACUAUAGAAAUAACUGUUGUGUGUGUGACUGAACAUUGACAUAACAUUUUGUAAAUACGGCACUCAGUUCAUUUGUAUAAAAUCUUAGUAAAUAUGCAAGUGCUAGUUUUUAUUCGUAUGCUGAAAGCAAAACCACAUUAAGCUAAAAUCAUUUCAUUGUUAGAUAUUUGUAUAUAAUACCUUUUUUCAAAAAAAAAAAAACUAUAAAAUUUUAUCUUAUCCUGCAUUUUUAUUUAUUUAUUAUUUUCUUGAAAUGAAAGGUAGUGAAAGUGUUUCAUAAAAAUGUUUAAUAUUUCCAAUAAUUGAUGGGUUACUGAUGUACUUCCUUUUCGUGUGGCCUUUUUUUUCUUCUUCUCCCUAUUGAUUUUUAGUAAGUACCCGAAUUGCUGAAUCAGAGCUUUUAGCGGAAAUUUAUUUAUGGCGAAGAAAACCCCAGAAAAAUAAGCAUAAGGUACCCAGAAUUCUAGAGCUACCACUCUUUUAAAUGUCUCUUCACCUCCUGAUUCUUUGCCAUAACAGUGAGAUAAAAAAAGCCAAAAUUGUUCUUUUAUUAAAUAAAAGCUAAUAAUAUUUUUGUUUAAUGGUGUAAAUAUCCAAAAACUUCCAAGGAAAAAAAAACUGAAACUGCAUUUAUAAGUAGAAUGAUUUAGUAAUUUUAAAAUAUCUAUUUAAUAAGGCAAUCAUUUUCAUAGGUAAUAAAGCUAAAAUGAAUUGUUAUGCCUGAUCUCAGGAUUAAUCAUGCCGAUCAGCAAUCCAGGUACCUCUAUGGAGAUUA
Messenger RNA from Parasteatoda tepidariorum (common house spider), 1885 nucleotides. NCBI's taxonomy places the organism in Eukaryota, Metazoa, Arthropoda, Arachnida, Araneae, Theridiidae. The record is from RefSeq and is a predicted model, not a curated record.